Molecule: messenger RNA, 627 nt
Organism: Aspergillus affinis
Lineage: Eukaryota; Fungi; Ascomycota; Eurotiomycetes; Eurotiales; Aspergillaceae
Product: cysteine hydrolase
Exons: 2
Coding region: 1-627 (208 amino acids)
Source: RefSeq, a predicted model, not a curated record
AUGGAUUCCCCGGCGCAAUUGAACUAUACUUCGCCUAGCUUUGGUGAACGUUGUGCAGUCCUCAAUUUGGAUUGGAUGUCGGUGCUCAUCAAUGCCGUUCAAAAUACGACCGAGGGCCAGGCGUUGAUUUCUAACUGCUCCGUGUGGAAUGAUGCCGUGCACCGGAAAGACCCUGGGCCUUUGACCAUCUUUUCCACGCAUGCUUUCAAUAGCGGCCAGCCCGAAGUGCAGGCCAACACGCCGUUUGCCAAGCUGAUCGCACCAUUUGGCAAUUUCGAAAUUGGCCCCCCGGAAGUGCAGAUCGACCCUCGUUUUAAGCUGGACGAGAAAGAUAUUGUACUCCACAAAACAAGAUGGUCUGCUACCAUGGGAAAUAGCCUGGAGCAGAUCUUGAAGGCACAGAGUAUUGAUACUUCCGGCUUAACCCUUUCUGGCGUCGUGAUGAGCACCAUCUAUCGGUUGUUUGAUUUGGAUUUCAACAUUUAUGUGAUAACCGACAAUGUGCUCGAGUUACCUGUGGACCAAAAUAAAGCCUUUUCGAAAGUGAUGCUUGAGACUCUUCUACCAAAAUGGGGCCUGAAAACAAUAACUCUUGACGAGGCUCUGCAGGCCCUCGAGAAAUCCUAG